AAUGGCGUCCUUCACCAUCGAUGACCCAGCCCACUGCGUGCAAUUUGUGACUUCCUAACUAAACUCCAAACUUGUUAGAAAUAGAAAAUUAAACGAUUUUUCUUUGUUUCAAAAGGUAAUUCCUGGUAGCUGUGAACUGCUAUGUGCAGAUCGUCCUUUCAGGCCACCCAAAAUAAGCCUAUAGAUUUUUGUGACUUUUCUACGUAAUAUUAAGAAAAUUAUCAUAGCAACUGAAUCAAGAUGCAAACAAUCAAAUGUGUGGUUGUGGGAGAUGGUGCUGUUGGUAAAACCUGUUUGCUUAUCAGUUACACCACAAACAAAUUUCCCUCAGAGUAUGUGCCCACUGUCUUCGAUAACUAUGCAGUUACUGUAAUGAUUGGUGGAGAGCCUUACACCUUAGGACUCUUUGACACUGCAGGUCAAGAAGAUUACGACAGACUCAGACCACUGAGUUACCCGCAAACAGAUGUUUUUCUUGUUUGCUUCAGCGUAGUGAGUCCCAGUUCUUUUGAAAAUGUCAAGGAAAAAUGGGUCCCAGAAAUAACACAUCAUCAACAAAAGACUCCAUUUUUGCUGGUUGGAACACAGAUAGACUUGAGAGAUGAUCCUGCUACAUUGGAAAAACUGGCUAAAAUAAAACAAAAACCAGUUUCGUUGGAACAGGGUGAGAAACUUGCAAAGGAACUGAAGGCUGUCAAGUAUGUUGAGUGCUCUGCUCUUACACAGAAAGGAUUAAAAAAUGUAUUUGACGAGGCAAUUCUGGCUGCUCUGGAGCCUCCGGAGCCGGUAAAGAGAAGGAAAUGUGUGCUACUGUAAUGGCAGCACAAGAGAGGGUGUCGCGGCUCGUGGUCAACCCUCCGCUGCCGCCACCACCAUCCGGCCCACUUUGACAUCAUUGCUGCGCGUGAGAGGCAUUGCACCACACAUACUGUAAUAGUCAACUUGUUAUUACGAAAUUUAUUGAUAUGCCAUAACUAAAAUAACAUGAAUAUUACAGUUGCGAUAAAGAGGGUCUUACGCUACGACAACUUAUUAUAACAAGUUCAGGCCUGCACAGUUUUCCAUUUUAUAUUAUGAAUAUAUCUUCAAGGCGAUUUUAUACCAUGUCAUUUGACUUUUAUAGAAAUAAUUUUAAUUUAUAACAAUUAUUAAGUCAUUUGUACCUAUUACUACUAUAUGUAUAGUAUGCAAUUAUAUUUAAUAUCCUUUUAAGAGAUGAGAGUUGCAUUAAUCUGUUGGCUAUGGGCUAGAUAGUUGAUUCCAAUUAUCGAUCGGACUAUUGAAAUGCCUUUACAAUUUUAGCUGAGAUCAGUGACAAGACGCAUGCACAAUAUUUGCUAUGCACAGUGUAAAACGUUAUCAUAAGUGUUUGCAAUAGCAAUGAAAUAUAAUUUAAUGUCUAUCUUGUUCAACAGCUGUCCAUGCAUUCUUUAUAUUUAUUCUUAUUUACUUACAAAGCAUCAUAUUUAAUUAUUAACCUAAUGAUGAAGUACUAUAAUAUGUAGUAAAUUUUCUUUAAUUAAUUUAAAUUUAAUAGUCUGUAUUACUUUUUUCAUUUCUAUGAGAGUAAAAUAGCUGUGUUCAAACAGAGCACUAUUUAUAUAUUAUGAUGAUGAGUGUGAUAAAAAAUACACUAACAU
Hyposmocoma kahamanoa is the source of this 1640-nucleotide messenger RNA. It is a transcript of the gene Cdc42, whose product is annotated as cdc42 homolog. Gene Ontology annotation, biological process: small GTPase-mediated signal transduction. The record is from RefSeq and is a predicted model, not a curated record. Gene Ontology annotation, molecular function: GTP binding; GTPase activity. Bases 241 to 816 code for a protein of 191 amino acids. NCBI's taxonomy places the organism in Eukaryota, Metazoa, Arthropoda, Insecta, Lepidoptera, Cosmopterigidae. The transcript has 5 exons.